Closterium sp. NIES-67 is the source of this 2292-nucleotide messenger RNA. Lineage: Eukaryota; Viridiplantae; Streptophyta; Zygnematophyceae; Desmidiales; Closteriaceae. The record is from the annotation of a GenBank genome assembly.
GCCUCGCUGGAGCUGGACUCCAUCUUCUCCCGCAACGUGCGCCUCUACAAGCGCCUCGCUCUCCCGCCCGUAGACGCCCUCCCCGCCCUGCGCUCCCUCUCCCUCCGCCUCGUCCCCAUGGACGCCCUCCCCGUCGCCCGCUGCUCCGCCCUCACCUCCCUCACUCUCUGGAACCCCUCUCUCUCCGUCCUCUCCUCCCUCGCCUCCCCCUCCUCCUCCUCCGUCCCCCCCACCCUCAAGUCCCUCUAUAUCCACGCUGCUGAUCUCGACGGCUCCCUCCCCCUACUCUCCUCCUUCUCUUCCCUCUCCUCCCUCUCUUUGUUCGCCUGUGCUUUCAACCCGUACGAGCUGCUCACGCUGUCUCGCGCCCUGCACACUCUCACCCACCUCACCAUAGACGAAUGCCCCUUGGCCUGCAGCCAUGCAGUGGCGGCUAUGGGGCGAGCCAACCCCGCCCUCGCCUCCCUCUCCCUCAGCAGCAGAAGCUACCGCCUCUUCAGCGCUAGGGGGCUGUCAACGGUGCUCCAGCUGUCGUCCAGCAAGCUCCACACGCUGUCUCUCGCCGGGCUGCCGUCGUUCCGCCCCGGCGUGCUUGCACACUGCAGCAGCCUGCGGUCGCUGACUGUGAAGGGCGCCACGGGGUCGCUGGAAGGGCUGGUGGCCAUGCUGGAAAGAGCUGAUGAAGGCAGAGGAGAAGAGGGUGUAGCAGCAGCAGCAGCAGCAGCAGCAGCAGCAGCAGCAGCAGCAUCAACAUCAGCAGAAUGUGCAGCAGGGGAAAGCAGGACAGUGGGCCGGAGGGAGUAUCACGAUAUCCGCACAGAAGUGGCAGCCAGGAGCGCCGACACGAACGCGGCAUUCAAGGACGUGUUCCAUCUGCUCCGGGCAGCAAAGCAGUACCUGAGCACAGCGUACUCCGAAGCCCACCUGGUGCAGCAUGACGAGCACAGCGCGCAGGAGUCGAUCAGGAGGGUCAAGUGGGCGUUUGCAGCGUGCCAGGCUGUGAGCAUGGGCGUGCGAGACUACAGCACAGCCAAGGAGAGGGAGCGGACGGCCAUGCGAGCGUACGUUGCCGCCAUGGCAUCAGGCCAGUUCACUGUGGAAACCAGCGUGGCAGAGACAGUAGAUGAAGCUGCCGCUGGGGGGGAUCCAGGGGAUGUGCUGUCUUCGGGGGAUUACUCUGCUGCUGCUGGUGAGGCCGGGGCAGGAGGCACAGGAGGGGGAGGCCAGCUGGAAGAGGAGUCUGCCAGGCUAGCCUCGCAGUCCCGUGCAGGGCUGCUGGGGGUGCUGCACUCGCUGGUGGAGCGGCUGAGGGUGCAGUCCACCGCCAUGUUAGAUGGGCUCGAGUCCAUGCUUGCCCCGCAUGCUGCUGCCGCUGCCGCAGCAGCCACUGCUGCCGCCGCUGCUGCUGCUGCUACUGCUCAGGAAGGGCCGGAUGGGCCAUCUGCGGGAACACGAGCAGGGGGGCAGCAGGGGGGAGGGGCGCAAGCGGGGGGGACUGAAGGAGGGGGGACGGCAGUGGGGGGAACGCGAGCUGAGGAAGCAGACAGGGAGGGGGCACAAGAGGAGGGGCGGGCAGGGAGCAGACCCUGUAUGGCAGCUCGUGUGACAGCCAUCUGCCCUAGCCUGGACUCGUUGGUGCUAGAAAAGAUUCAGUUUGAUUCUAAUCCUGGGCCACCUGGGCUGCCCACUAGCCUCUUCUCCCCAUCUCCUCCCACGUCCCCUGCACCCGCAGCACCUACAGCCGCCUCAUCAUCCCUCUCGUUGUCCCUCACUUCCUCCCCGGCGUUUGCAAGCCGUACCCUUUGGCACCACUCGUUUGAGAGCAUUGCCUGGCCGGCUGUGUUUGGCAGGCUGAAGCGGCUGGCACUGGUGCAUUGCAGAGGGGUGGGGGAGGAGCAGCUGAAGGGGGUGCUGCAUGCAUGCCAGUGGCUGGUGGAGCUGAGGGUGGAGCACAGCGAGGCCAUGUCCGACGCCCUGCUGCUCGCAACCACUCUGGACAGGCUUACACACGCCACUCUCGUUUUAUGUCACCGAGUUACCGCUGCUGGCAUCACAGGCUCGCUGGGAAGUUUUCCGAGGCUACAGCAAUUGAAGGUGGAAACCUGGAAGGUCUCCGAUCGUGCUAGGCGAGAGUUGCUUCGUGCAGGUGUGGUGUUGAGGGGGGCAUUCUAGUUUGGCUCUUGUAAAUGUGUUCUCAUGUGUUCGUGCUAUCAGAAUGUAGUGUCUGGUAUAUUUUGACACCGGAACUAGUUAGAGCCAGGGCUGACUUUAUCAGACUAUUUACUCUGAUUA